AUGAGUUGCGUUAUCGCGGACAGACUGUUCUCCUCGACGACGUGUUCGUCGUCGUCGUCGUCGUCGUCUUUUCAAGCGAUAAGAUCACAACGAGGACAGAGAAAGGCGAUCGCGGGGUCGUCGUCGACGUUUUAUAAUGUAUUCAACAGCAGCAAAGGACGAGGACGAGGACGGAGAGGAGGAGAAGGCCACUCGCACACUUAUCUCUCAUCUUCUUGUCGUCAUCCUCGUCCUCAUCAUCAUCGGAUGAUGUUUUUUGAGAACACGACGCAAACACGCGUAACAACAAAUACAAUAACGACGACAACAGGAAAGAAGAAGACAAAGAAGAACAGAUCAUCGAUCAGAACGAGCGCUUUAUUCGAUCCGCUAAAGUUUGAUCCAGACCGAGUCUCCGUAUCUUUCUGCGAAGAUUCCGUCCUGAACGAUUCGCCCACUUCGUUGUUGAAACCGAGAAGAUACACUUUGACGCACAACGAUUUGACGAGACAUUUAACGCUAUCGGUCUCCAAAGAGUUUAACGAAACGCAAACGAGUAUUUGGUAUACGAAAUUGUUGAGAGACGAAGUUUUAGCGGAAUGGCGAUCGGAUGGAUUGCACGUGUUUUGUCAAGUCUCGGCGGACGGCGCGUGGUGGAUCCGAUGGGCGGCGCCGCUCAGAGCGAUUGUGUUCAGACAAAAACUUCCUUUAGUUUUGGACACUUUGCGGUACGCGGAGAGAAAUUUGUUUCAGAAACAUCCAGAGUUAUUAGAAACGCCAGUGUACGUAAACUUUAGUUCAGUAGAAUCAGCGAGAAAGAACCGCGGAGAGAGCGAUAAGGAGUAUUGGGGACUCCUUAAAGACGCCGGGGGGAAAAAUGAGUUGAGAUUGAAAGUGAAUGAAAGGAACGACGAGGUGGAUGGAUCAUCUUCGUCGUCGUCGUCGUCAGUAGCAGCAGCAGGGGCAGGAGAAGAUGACUUGGAAACUAUGCUGGAGCUUUCGCGAGCCAGAGCGGAGAAGGAAUCCGUUCCCCCUCAAUAUCAGCGGGAAGAGUUUGAGUUACCUUUGAACACUAUCAACAGCGUGAACGAGGAAGAGAAGGAAAACAUAGCGAGCAGCAAACCUCGGUGA
Molecule: messenger RNA, 1110 nt
Organism: Bathycoccus prasinos
Lineage: Eukaryota; Viridiplantae; Chlorophyta; Mamiellophyceae; Mamiellales; Bathycoccaceae
Exons: 1
Coding region: 1-1110 (369 amino acids)
Source: RefSeq, a predicted model, not a curated record